This is a messenger RNA of Zychaea mexicana, 1675 nucleotides long. RefSeq names its product DHHC palmitoyltransferase-domain-containing protein. The transcript has 3 exons. Gene Ontology annotation, molecular function: palmitoyltransferase activity. Bases 167 to 1480 code for a protein of 437 amino acids. The record is from RefSeq and is a predicted model, not a curated record. NCBI's taxonomy places the organism in Eukaryota, Fungi, Mucoromycota, Mucoromycetes, Mucorales, Lichtheimiaceae.
CCCCGCUUCCCCCAAUUCCUUCUCAAGAAUCCCCUUAUUUUUAUUCUACUUCACAGAAACAAAAAGAGAGCCUAUUAUCACGCUUCUUUUCCUUCUUUCUCUUUUCUUUCUCACUGGCGACGAUCUCUUUUACUACCUCCAACCUACCUUAAUAAUCUAUCUUUCAAUGACUUGGCAAGAGCUACGCGGACAGCUCGUCGUCGGCAGCGUGGCGAUACUUACAACAUUUGUCGCAUACACUUCACAAAUCUUUGUGCUCUGGAACUUUUUAGGUGGCGCAACCCUGUCAACUUUAUUCAUCCUCAUCCCGUUCAACGUAUGUGUCGUUAUGAUUUACAUCAACUACUCCCUGGUGUGUCUGACUGAUCCAGGGACCGUGCCUGGCAACUGGAUGCCCGAUCCAAAAGAUAUCUGCAUCGAAGUCAAACGAUCGACACACGCUCCACGCUACUGCAAAACAUGCAACAACUACAAACCACCACGAACGCAUCACUGCAGCAGUUGCAAUCGUUGUGUGCUAAAAAUGGAUCACCAUUGUCCGUGGAUCAACAACUGUGUUGGCUUUGCCAACUAUGGCCACUUUAUCCGCUUUAUUGUCUAUGUCCUUGUCAGCUCCAUCUAUCUGUUCACCUUGUUAAGCUGCAGAUUGGCUCAAAUAAUCAGCGACAUGAACUCUCACAAUGUACUUCCAUCCAAUGUAGAAGCGGCAUUUCUAUCGAUCAAUCUCAUCUUGGCAGCCGCUGCCAUUGUCACUGUCGGCAUUCUGAGCGGCUAUCAUGUCUACUGCUUGACGACCAACACGACGACGAUUGAAGGAUGGGAAAAGGGCACCGCAUUGACGUUUAAAAGCCUGGACAAGAUCACCAGCGUUCGAUACCCUUACAACCUCGGUCUGUUUCGCAAUAUCUGUGCCGUGCUCGGAUCUCAGCCGAUUUUUUGGUUCUGGCCACAACGUAUGCGUGGCGACGGCUUGCAGUUUCCUGUACGGAAACAAGACGGCUCCUGGCAAGAAAUCAUUGACGACGAAGAAGAAGAAGAGGAAGAGGAAUUAGAGGAAGAAAUGCAAGAGGUUCAAGACGGUGACGAACAUAGUGUGAUUGACGACCAUCACCAUCACCAUGGCAACAAAAAGAAGAACAGUCAGCGUCGUCGUAUCCAUAGCAACAACAGUAGUUAUCAUGGCUAUGCAAAUAUCGAUGAUGUUGACGACGAUGAUGAUGAUGAACACUAUGACGACGACGAAGAAAAAGCGAUUGGACGAGGACGACGGCAUCAUCGUCAUCAUAAAAGUAUUCAAGAGGAAAUCUCCACGUUGGUUAUUAGUGCACCUCCUCGGGUCCAUACACGCGCAAGUACCAGCAGUUUCAAUCCUACUACGCCAGCCUCGGUAAUGACAUUUGCGUCGUCUUCCACGCUUGUCGACCACACUGCAAAGUUUCCGACAUGUUCCAAAGAGACAUUUGAAAUGUCUCAUCGGUGAUAAUGGAGAGGUGUUGUUCAUUCCGGGCUUACCCUCCCCCCCUAUAAUAAUUCCUUCUCUCCUCCACAUUUUCCUUAUCAUGAUCAUCCUCCUCCUCCGUCUCAAACGUCAUGCUCCAAGAAAAAAAAAGCCCAUAAACAUCUCCUCGAACAUAAGCCAUCCACUCGUAUAUCCGCCCGCCACCCUGCCCCGUUC